This is a messenger RNA of Fusarium fujikuroi IMI 58289, 5262 nucleotides long. RefSeq names its product related to NUO-14 NADH2 dehydrogenase (ubiquinone) 14K chain. The record is from RefSeq and is a predicted model, not a curated record. The transcript has 3 exons. NCBI's taxonomy places the organism in Eukaryota, Fungi, Ascomycota, Sordariomycetes, Hypocreales, Nectriaceae. Bases 1 to 5262 code for a protein of 1753 amino acids.
AUGGACUAUUCAAGACUACGAGCCGCCGCUCUCCGCGAUGGCGAAGACGAGGAAGCCGUUACCGUCGAUACUCGAGCUCUUAUCGACAAAGUUCUUGCGCGAUACUCGGGCGAAUGGACAACAUUGCGAGAACUGAUCCAGAACGCUGCGGAUGCCCAGGCAAAGACUGUCAGCGUCAAAUGGGAAACUCUACCAUCAACACAGGUGCCACUACCGAAUACCACGAGCCGAUCCGAGAUACUGAAACACACCUUGUCGAACCAUACACUACGCCGAUUGGUCGUGCAGAACGAUGGACAACCCUUCACAAAGACAGACUGGGGAAGACUAAAGCGUAUUGCCGAGGGCAACCCCGAUGAAACGAAGAUCGGUGCCUUCGGUGUCGGUUUCUACAGUGUUUUCGCUGAUUGCGAAGAGCCGUUUGUCAGCUCCGGUAACGAGGCCAUGGCAUUCUACUGGAAGGGAAAUGCACUCUUCACAAAGAAGUCUCAAAUACCGGCAGAUCAAGCUACCCAUCAUACAACAUUCGUCCUCGACUACAGGAAUACAACCACACCCCUCCCGAACUUGUUGUCUGUUAGCCAGUUCCUUGCGACGAGUUUGACCUUUGUUGCGCUCGAGCACAUCGAGUUCUGGAUUGAUGACUACCAGAUUCUGUCUUUGAAGAAAAAGUCAUCUCCGAGUGUUGAACUUCCUCUUCCUCGCGACCUCGAGGCGAGGACAAAGGAUGGCCUAAUGAAGGUUACUAGCGUUGACCGCACAAGCACGCAGAUCGAUGCGUCUUACAUGGCCGCCAUAGGAUGGAAACCACAAGCUACGGCAUCCACCACAAAGAAUGAGUCCUACGGCGCCCCUGAAACUCCUUCCUUGAGAUCUUUCUUUGCCCGCCUUACGUCAAGUGCGUCACAGGCAGGCAUUAGGACAAAAGCACAGCACGAGGAGAAUGCUGCGCAAGUGACGAUUUCCGAAGAUGUGACUAAGCUUUCGUCCUCCACAAUCUUCCUUCGGGCGACUUCUGCAAGCAUCCGUACAAGCGUAGCCUCGUCCUUUGCUUCCGAACUUGAAAGAGCGACGAAGAAACCCCCGCCAAAGACAACCAAGAUCGCCAUCCUAACUUCGUCUUAUGAUGAGACUCAAGCUUCACAAGAGGCCGCAACAUCGGGGGCGCUUGGCAAAGCCACAGAUGUCUUUGCAUCUGUGCUUCCCAAUAAAAAGCCGGGCGGUCGCAUCUUUAUUGGCUUUCCCACCAUGCAGACUACUGGAGCUGGACUCCAUAUCUCAGCACCGUCCGUGAUUCCCACAGUGGAAAGAGAGGCUAUCGACUUGAAUGCCCGCUGGGUCAGGACAUGGAACCUUGAAAUUCUUCGUGCUGCUGGUAUCAUUACUCGGCUUGCUUUUGCCAACGAGAUGAGCGACCUGAGCAGCCGAAUCAAACAGGUUAUGGCAAAAGAGACCAAAUUCUCUCCCGCAGUCAUCGCCAAGUUCAUGCCAGAAGCUCUUCACAUUCACAAGACCUUCACAUUUGAGGACUCAACUCCCAGCGGUCAAGUUGGUCAGAUUAUUGAGGAAGCUUUUUGGAUGUGCUUUAAGAAGGCCUCAAUCGAGACCUACUCAACACGAGGCGUGUUGCAAACAGUCGAUGUGCGCAUUGCUUCGGAUGAGAUGGGUAAAUUCGUCAACAGCAUCCCUGUUGUACCAGAGGAAAUGAAGGGUGUUCCAUUUGUGAAGAAGCUCAUAGAUUUCGGUCUCAUUUCACACAUCACGGUCACAGAUGUGAAGAAGGAGCUGGAGACAAAAGCUAUGAACAAAGUUCAGUUGAUGAACUUUAUCAGUUGGGCAGGCAAGAAGAGCUUGAGUGGUGAGCUCGAUCCUGGCAGUCGAUCCGCCUUGCUAGAAGUAGCUGUCGGCACGAUGAGUGAUGAUGGGGAACAAGGCGAGAUCAUUGCCCUUGGUAGCAUCCGGAAUCACCUCAUCGCGAACAGGAUUCCUGCCAACUUACCCAUUCCUCCCACAACAAUCCCUCAUGCGCUCACUGCCAACUCUCAGCAGGCUGAAUUGCGUGCUUUAGGAUGGGAACCGCUAGAAAUUCUCCCAUGGUUGAGAUUCCUUCUGGACACAAAUUCUUCUAGACCCGAGGAGCAGAACUUGACUCAAUCAUCUAAGUUUGCAAUUCAGAUUUUGACUGUCCUUGCAAAGAACUUUGAAAACUCAAGCCCGAACGCAAGGACCACCAUUGUUUCUCUUCUUCAAGCAAAUACAGUUGUCCCUACAAAGCAGGGUAUGAGAAAGCCUACUGAGUCCUUCUUCCCGAUCGUCAAACUUUUCGACGAUCUUCCGGUCAUUCAAGGUUGCGAGAAGAUCAAGGAGAAAUUUCUGGUCACUAUUGGUGUCCGCAAAACUGUAGAUCUCGAGACCAUCUUUACCAGGCUGUUGAACGCCUCUGGUGAAGGUCAUCAGAAAUGGAGUCACAUGGAACUCAUCAAAUAUUUAGCAUCUGUCCGCGAGGAUAUUCCAGGUGAAGACCUGAGCAAGCUAAAACAGACACGCUUUUGCCCAGCCGAAGCUGGUCCAAAGGGCAUGGAGUCCACCAAGGGAACGACAACGCUUUACAAAGUUUCGGAACUAUUCGAGCCUAAGGACUCUUUGCGUGCAUUGCGAUUACCUAUCCUCCAGUGGCCAGGGCCUCCUGGGAGCUAUCGACCUGGAGGCCCAGAAGCUCGAUUCAUAAAUUCUCUUGGACUAAGGCCUUAUCCAUCUGUCCCUGAACUCGUUGAGCUAAUGUCUGGCAACGAUGAAAGUCUUCGGGUUUCGUCUAUGACAUAUUUCCUCGCCAACCACCAGAUCAAUGGAUACGGGUCAUUCCAGCUCGGUGGCAGUCCCAAGGCAAUCAUGCCUCUCCAGGGUAGUACCCGUCUUGUACCGCCUUCACAGUGCUUCUACAAUCCGCGAGCGUCUAUCCUUGGGUUUAACAUUUUGAGGAAAGAUCUACACGACCAUGCUAUUAAAUUUGGUGUUGCACGAGAUCCGCCAAUGGUGGACUGUGUCAACCGUCUCUUAGCAUCACGUCCUCAAGAUCAUCAGAAUGCUGUGGCACUUUUCAGCUAUUUCGCCUCUCGAAUCACAGAACUCGGCGAGAAUACCCUAGUCAAAUUGCGUAACGCCUCGAUAGUUCCUAUCACAAGGACUACUCGAUCGUCUGAGAAAUCAACUUCUUCCAUGACUCAUGUCAGUCCUUCACGGGUGUACCUUGGGGCUUCAACUACAUAUGGAGACAUCUUCGAUUUUGUCGACUUUGGUCCUGAGGCGAAUGCAUUCUUGUUCCAAUGUGGUGCCAAAAGCGAGCCCACCAAGUUGGAGGUUGCACAAAUGGCAUGCAGUGAGCCCGCCCGUCUCCUCGGUGUUUUACAGAGUUCAGAGAAGUACCUGGAUCUUCUUAAAUCCUUAGCAGAAGCAUCCCCAACACUCCACCGAGACAAAGAAUUAUGGAGGAAAAUGCGUACAGCGCCCUUCCUCCUUGCAUACAAAGAACUCGCGCCCCCUAAGGGGAAGUCCGACGACUUAGAGGAAGAGGAUGAACCUAUUCGACAAUACCAGCUUGCCUCUGCUGGUCAAAUAGUGAUCCUGGAUGAUAUCAUCAGCUACAGAUUGUUCAAGGAUCGCCUUAUUUGUGCGCCGGAAGAGGAUGCGCUUGAAGAAUUCUAUCUAGCACUUGGUGCUCAGAAAUUGAGCAGUAUUGUUCAGGAGGAGGUCAGGAUUGGGCCCCACAGUGAUAAACAAAAGGCUGCACUCAGUCUCCGCAAGCAUGUUGUUGAGAGAUCGAAGAUCUUUCUCUUUGAAUACACAAACUACCGACGCGAUGCUAUCAAGCAUGACGUCAAAUGGCUGGACAAGAACCUCACGGUCCAUAUUGUUCGCUCAGUGGCUUUGAGAAGGACUCUCAAGGGUCAGUAUCAGACUCACACGGAGAAGCGAUCAGCCGCGAGUGAAAAGACCAGCAACGGCUGGGUUCUUUAUGUUUCUGAUGAGUCGAAGCCCGACAUGUACCAGAUCGGCCAGGCCAUCUGCCAAAUGCUGCUAAACCGCCCGAAUCAGCAGGCUUACUUAUUCUUUGAGCCAUUCCUCACCCUUGAUCUUUACGGUUUGAGAAAUCGCGGUUACAAUGUCGAUCGUAUCCUUCGGGCCAAGGCUGCCGAGGCCAGAAUUGCUGAGGAAGAGAGACGAAAGGCACUGGAAGAGGAGCAGCGCCAGAUCAAAGAGAGGGAAGAGCAAUGGGGGGCUGAGGCAAAAGCGGCCGAGGCUGCACGCGAAGCUACCAGGAUCCCGGAACCUCUUGGUCCCACAAUGCCAGGUUCCUGGGACUCACCCGAGGAAACAAAGCGCUCUCCUGAACAACAGGCUAGGAAGAGCAGAGGAUUGUUCGCAAACAUCGGUCGUCGACUUGGAUUUGAGUCUGACCAGCAUGAAGACGAGUCUCACAAGGAGUUGGACAAGUUCCUGGAUAAACCUAAGGAGAUUGAGGCACCUGGCGGAAGCUCUUCCAAAACCGGCAAGAAGCCGCAGCAGGAUGAGGGCAGAGUCACAAGUCCUGCCCUUGUGCAGCAGAACUUGCUCAACGCCAUCAAAUCGACCCGGGCGUACGGAUCUGAUAGUGUCUUUUCGGAGCCCACGGUCAACGAGGUCAAGGAACAAGCCACUUACUGUGAUAAGACGCCAGCAAAUAACAUCACUUUCAUCGCAGAAACUUCAAAUGGUAUGAAGAUAUUCUUUUCCAAGGAUAUCAAAGACCCAGGGAGUUUCUUGUCGAAACAUUUGAACAAUCUUAAUGUGUUCUCCAGUAUGCUGAUUGAGGUGGGCAAUACCUACUCUAUGUCACCCAAAGUCCUGCACAUCUUUUAUGACGAAGCUGGCGGCACUAUUGCUUUCAACACUGGAGGCAGUAUCUUCUGUAACUUCAGAUUCUUCUUGCAGUUGCACGCCGCGCAAAUCGCAGGAGGAAGCGGGCAAGCCAAGGCAGAGGCUGCUACCUGGUGGUGGGUAGUUCUGGCACACGAACUUGCACACAAUCUCGUGUCGCUUCACAAUGCUGAUCACAGCUACUAUACUGAAUCUUUUAUUCAACAGUAUUUCCCCAAGAUCGUGGCCAGAGCGGUCCAAUGGACUGCAAAUGCUGGGUCUCGCAGCGAAACACCCACGAUUGCACCACCUCCGUCUGGUGCACCACCACCUUACCCAGGUGAAUUGGGACGAAGCUUGCUAGACUGA